UCUCUACCGGUAAUAUUACCUAAGGUACUUAAGUACCUAGUUCUGGACUUCAAAUAGAUGGGUUGGAGACUUGGUCGAUUUACCAUCCCGUCCCGUACCAUACCGCCGUACCUGUGGUAGAGAAACCCUUAACUCCGGCUAACUCCCGAACCGAGCCGACAUGACUGAACGCUCGGAAGUUCGACAUAUCCACCUCCUUGUCAUCACCCACCAUAUAUUUCGUAAGAAUUAACAGAAGAUCUUGAAUAGGGAAUGCCUGGCCUUGUACAUACGAUAUUGCGCCAUUGGUUUUUUGGAAACCCCCUCCCUUUUUGAGGUAGUCUCAAAGAUGACGAUACCGAUCCCGCGCCUCCUCUCCCUCCUCCUCGACCUUCACUCCCAGCCCCAUGAACAUGUCGACAAUCCCCCGACCACCCAAAAGCGAGCCUCCGUCGCUAUUAUCCUCCGCAUACGUCCGACCUACUCCCACCCACCCCCCUCAUCAUCCAGUAUCCCUUCCCCCGGUUCCCCCGACGCCGAAUCCAACCCAUCGGCCGCAACCGCUCGAGACCGCCUCUCCAACUUCUUCGCGCAAGAUUGGGUCCGCCACGGAUGCCCGGAGGUCCUCUUCAUCAAGCGCACGUCGCGAAAGGGUGAUCCCUGGGGAGGUCACAUCGCGCUGCCGGGGGGGCGACGCGAUCCUGAGGAUGCCGACGACCUCGCGGCUGCAAUCCGGGAAACGGAAGAAGAGGUGGGGUUGACAUUGGUUCCCUGGAGGGAGGGCGAACAGGGCGGCCGAGGAGGUGCGAACUGUAUCACGGUUGGCGGGUUGUCUCAACGGGUGAUCACGAGCGAUUGGGGAAAGCGAGCCCUCAUGGUCCUGUGCCCCUACAUAUUCCUACUCACGACGCCUGAAACCCCAUCCCUUCGACUUCAGCCCACUGAAGUCCAUUCGACGCAUUGGGUGUCGCUGGAAAAUCUAGCCGACCCGCAGAACCGGACUGUCUGGCGACAGGACGCCUCCGCCCAGUAUCUCGGUCGUUCAACGUAUUUGCGAAUCGCGGCACAUUCUCUGCUCGGCGAUAUGCUCUUUGCUGCCAUCCGACUCGUGCCGUCCGAGAGCGUUUGGUGUCCUGACAGCCAUGCGCUGUAUCCCCCCACCCUCACUUCCUCAUCGCUGUUAAGCAAGAUCCACCUCCCCGGUCUAGAUCGGGACCCUCCGCCCUCGCCAACGAAUACGCCGCUACUUCUCUGGGGACUCACGCUUGGCAUCGUUGCCGACAUGCUCGAUCUACAACCCUUACCCUCCGAACCGACCAGCCAGCAAGAGUCUCAACCCCUCCGCUUCUUCGUCUGGCCGACCUUCUCCGCCCCUGACAUCCGCCUCGCCAUCUUUCUGAUCUCCUAUCGGUUCCGCGCCGCGAGGAAGGAAACCGUGGAAGGACGCGUUGGGUCGGGAGUGGACGACUCCACGAAUUCUCGACGUCGAGGGGUGGAGGGGGUUGUCGAUGCGGACACUACGGCGGUGAAGGGUGGGUUGGGGGACAGGAGUGAUAUCUGGCUCGGCGAGCUGCCGAACCGAUACAAGGCGGGCAAUCGGUCCAUGAUGUUUAUGGACAUGAUGGCGGGUUACCAUCAUUUCCUGCGUUCCGGCGUCUAUAUCGCGCUGACUGGGAGGGUCGCGCUAGCAAUCGUGCUUUCGGUCUUCUUUUACAAGCGUACAAAGCGGCUCAGUGGGUAAGGAGCAUCAGUGAUGAACAUAUGAUGCCCUAAGGAUGUCUGGAUGCGAAUUCGAUAAAUACAUGUAUGUAGUA
Molecule: messenger RNA, 1793 nt
Organism: Eremomyces bilateralis CBS 781.70
Lineage: Eukaryota; Fungi; Ascomycota; Dothideomycetes; Eremomycetales; Eremomycetaceae
Exons: 3
Coding region: 329-1720 (463 amino acids)
Molecular function (GO): coenzyme A diphosphatase activity
Source: RefSeq, a predicted model, not a curated record